GUCGGGCUGGGCAGUGUGAGGUGGCCCAGACUCUGUCCGGGGUGGCCCAGGCCGGACAGUCCGGGGUGGCCCAGACUCAGUCCGGGGUGGCCCAGGCCGGGCAGUACGGGGUGGCCCAGGCCGGGCAGUACGGGGUGGCCCAGAUGACCCCCCAGCCCCCUCAGGAGUUGUCCCCUGUCCUGUUUGUAUCCCCCCAGGCCGGGCAGUACGGCGUGGCCCAGACUCAAUCUGGGGUGGCCCAGGCCGGGCAGUACGGCGUGGCCCAGACUCGCCGCCGGGCCAUCGUGCUGGCGGCGGCCCCCGGGGAGAAGCUGCCGAUGUUCCCCGAGCCCCUGCACGUCUUCGCCCCCCGCGCCUGCAAGCUCAGCGUGGUGGUGGACGACAAGAAGUUUGUCAGCAACAUCACCAGGACGUAUUCCGGGCCUUUCCGCACCAUCACGGUUCGGGACACGAUGUCGGACCUGCCCGAGAUCCGGAACGGGGCCUCUGCCCUGGAGAUCUCGUACAACGGGGAGCCCCAGUCGUGGUUCCAGCGGCAGAUCCGCGGCUCCCAGUACCAGCCCAUCCUCAGGGACCACAUCUGCAAGGACAUGAGCGCGCUGGUGGCGGCGCGGAUGCGGCACAUCCCGCUGGCGCCCGGCUCCGACUGGAGGGACCUGCCCAACAUCGAGGUGCGCCUGUCGGACGGCACCACCACCCGCAAGCUGCGCUACACCCACCACGAGAGGAAGAACGGCCGCAGCAGCUCCGGAGCCCUGCGCGGCGUCUGCUCCUGCGCUGAGGGGAAGCCGUGUGACCCGGCCGACCGGCAGUUCAACACCCUCAUCCCCUGGUGCCUCCCCCACACCGGCAACCGGCACAACCACUGGGCGGGGCUCUACGGCCGCCUGGAGUGGGACGGCUUCUUCAGCACCACCGUCACCAACCCGGAGCCCAUGGGCAAGCAGGGCCGGGUGUUGCACCCCGAGCAGCACCGCGUGGUGAGCGUGCGGGAAUGCGCCCGUUCCCAGGGAUUCCCGGACACCUACCGGCUCUUCGGGAACAUCCUGGACAAGCACAGACAGGUGGGCAAUGCGGUGCCCCCUCCCCUCGCCAAGGCCAUCGGGCUGGAGAUCAAAUCCUGCGUGGUGGCCAAACUGCGCCAGGACACGGCCCGUUCCGGGCUGGCCCCGAUGGAACCGUUGGAAUCCGCCGGCUGAGCCCGGAGGGACCCCCUUUUUUUUGGGGGGGAAGGGGGGGAAUCAGGGGGGGCUCCUGGGGUUGUUUGGCCUUUUUUGGGGAUUUUUUUUUUGCUUUGCUUUGUUUUUUUUUUUUCUUUUCCUUUUUUCCUCUUUUUUCCCCAAUUUUUUUCCUAUUUUCUCUUUUUUUCUUUUCUCCCCCUUUUCCUCCUCAUUUUCUUCCCCUUUUCCUUUUCUCCUCUUCUUUCUCCUUCCCUUCUUUCCUUCCCUUUUCCCCUUCUUUUUUCCCCAUCCAUUUUCCCUCUUUUAUCUGCUUUUUUUCCUGCUUUUUUCCCAUCCAUUUUCCCCUCUUUUUUCUGCUUUUUUUCCUGCUUUUUUCCCAUCUAUUUUCCCCUCUUUUCCCCACUAUUUUCCCCUCUUUUUUCCUGCUUUUCCCCCCUCUUUUUCCCAUCUAUCCCCCCUUUUUUCCCCUCUUUAUUUUUUUACCCCCCCCUUCUUUUCCUCUAUUUUAAUUUUAACUCUUUUUCCCUCGCUUUCCACUUUUGCUUUUUAUUUCUUUUUUUAUUUUAACCCCUUGCCCCCAGGCCCGGCCCUUCCCCCCUCAUUUUUAUCUCCCCCGCGGCUGCUUUGUACGAGUGGGACUCGACAAACUCCUUUCCGUAGUUUUUUAUAUGUUGUAAUAUUUCUUCAAAUAAAUCGCGCCUAUAAAUUA
This is a messenger RNA of Myiozetetes cayanensis, 1890 nucleotides long. Its product is annotated as DNA (cytosine-5)-methyltransferase 1-like. Gene Ontology annotation, cellular component: nucleus. Lineage: Eukaryota; Metazoa; Chordata; Aves; Passeriformes; Tyrannidae. The record is from RefSeq and is a predicted model, not a curated record. Gene Ontology annotation, molecular function: methyltransferase activity.